Paramuricea clavata is the source of this 2146-nucleotide messenger RNA. The record is from the annotation of a GenBank genome assembly. NCBI's taxonomy places the organism in Eukaryota, Metazoa, Cnidaria, Anthozoa, Malacalcyonacea, Plexauridae.
AUGCGAAGAAAAACCGUUAAACAUAAACCGUUAGGAAACUCGAUGUACUUCCUCCUUGGAUCAAGAUUGUUUAUAAACACUUCUAUUGCUAUCAUUCUUCUACGUUUAUCUGGUGAUAUUGAAAGUAAUCCUGGUCCUGUGUUUGAAAUCCCUGGUUGUUUAAAAAGGGGGCUCAAAGUAAGUCAUCUUAAUGUACGAAGUUUACUUCCGAAGAUUGAUUUGGUACGUAUGUUUAUCAGCAAGAAUCCAUUUGAUGUUUUUACCUUAUCUGAAACUUGGCUUAAACCUACAGUUACUGAUGCAGAAAUUAACAUACCAAACUAUCUAAUUACUCGUCAAGAUCGAACACGUGAUGAUUUAUGUAGUAAAACAAUUGAAACAUGUUGGAUUGAAAUUAUACGACCUCGUACGAAAUCAAUGUUUAUUUGCUCGGCCUAUGGACCGCCAGAACUUCCACUAAGUAAAUUUAUUGAGGAACUAAACAAAGAACUUGCCAAAAUUCCAGAAAACGCAGAAAUUGUUUUAUUGGGUGAUUUCAAUGUCGACUUCAAACAACGCUCAACGGAUAGAUCGCGCAUGCAAACACUUGCGCGAGCUCACUCGAUCGAACAAAUCGUUACGUCACCAACAAGAAUUACGGAAAAAACGCAAUCAAUGAUUGAUUUGAUUUUUGUGAACAAUAAUCCACGCGUUGUUUCUAGCGGAGUUUUUCCUUUGUCAAUCAGCGAUCAUUCCCUUAUAUACUGCACAAUUAAAGCUGGACUUCCUAAAUCUGGCGGAUGUUAUAGGGACAUUAAUUAUCGUUGCUACAAACAUUACAAUGAAGGCAAAUUUAGAGACGAUGUAGGAAAAUCAGAUUGGACUUUCAUUGACUCGUUAAAUGAUAUUAAUGAAAUUACCAAUAAGUUUUGCGAAACAUUUUGUGAAUCGGCCAAUAAGCACGCCCCUAUGAAAACCAAGAGAGUAAAAUCUAUCGUAAGAGCACCAUGGAUGACCCCUGAACUUCUUAACCUCAUGCGAGAACGCGAUUUUCAUUUAAAACAUGCCCAAAAGUAUAAUUCAGAAUACCACUGGAAUACCUACCGCGAUCUUAAGAAUUUCAUAAACCAGCAAGUUAAGAUAUGUAAAUCCAACUACUAUCAAAAUCUGAUCAAUGACAACAGAGAUAAACCUGCUGAACUUUAGAAAACAAUUAAUGAAGUCACUUCUCGCAAUCCAACUAAAACCACUCCUUCCUGUAUUAUCAGUGAAAACGUCCCGGUAAACGACCCACGUUCCAUCGCAACAAUCAUGAACGACUAUUUCUCAUCUGUAGGAUCCACGCUUGCGAACAAAAUUAAAGAUCUAAUCAAACCCAAACCGACUAAGACCACCGCUACAUCACCCCAUUCCUUUAAUUUCAAAGAAGUUGAUGAAGUGUCUGUGUUGCAGGAACUGAGUAAAUUAAGAACUACCAAAGCCACUGGUCUGGACGGAAUUAGUGCUAAACUACUUAGAAAUUCCGCCUAUAUAAUCGCACCAUAUUUGACCAAAAUUUUCAACCUCUCCUUACGCUGUGGCUCAUUUCCCGACAUCUGGAAGAAAGGUAGAGUUACUCCAAUUUUCAAAUCUGGAGACCCAACUUCAUCCAACAACUACCGACCAAUCACCAUUCUACCAACCUUGAGUAAGUUACUAGAACGAAUCGUCCAUCAUCAAGUUUACAAUUACCUGCAAGGACACAAGUUACUAGCUUCCCAACAAUUCGGUUUUCGCUCCAAACUGUCAACCACCAUUGCUCUGGCACAUUUUACUGAGCAGAUACUGGAUAAUCUCGAUCACAAAAAAAUCACUGGUGCCGUCUCUAUCGACCUAAGGAAAGCUUUUGAUACCGUAGACCAUACCAUCUUAUUGGAGAAAUUGAAAACAAUCGGUUUUACCUCGUCUGUUCUCGACUGGUUCUGCUCGUAUCUAUCAAACCGUACCCAAGUAACCAUGAUCAACAGUUCAAUGUCCCAACCCAAGCCAGUAACUGUCGGAGUCCCUCAGGGAAGUAUUCUUGGACCACUUCUCUUCCUUAUUUAUAUUAAUGAUCUACCUGAAUGCUUGACCCACUGCAAGUCGAUACUUUAUGCCGAUGAUACACUCCUUUAUUACUCUGCAGAAA